AUGUAUGCCCUGACUGGACCUAAAAGCCUGGAGCUUGUUGCUGCGACAUUACUUCUCUGUUGGGCAGACUGCAGCCCUUCUCCGCAGGAUGAAUUGGCUCCCCUUGAUGUACAGUUCCAUUCUUUGGAUUUCAGAAAUGUCCUACACUGGAAACAUCCACACAAAGCUGUCAAGAACCUGACAUAUUUUGUUCAGCAUAAAAUAUACGGAGACAAGGAGUGGAUUAAUUCUGAGGACUGUCAAGGCAUCCAGUCGCUGGAGUGUGAUCUGAGCCAGGCGACAUCGGAUCCCAGAGAAUGGUACUACGCCAGGAUCCGUUCCUUCUCAUCCGCGGGCUUCUCGUCCUGGGUCCUCAGCCACAGGUUUUACCCUCAAUGGGAAUCCACUUUCAGCCCACCGCAGAUAAAGGUGACCGUAACAGGACGGAUCAUUUCAGUUCAGAUCAGACCUCCGAGGUCUCCGCUGCGAGGAGAGAAGGGCUCUAGGAUACGAGUGACAAAACUGCAGAAACUGAAAUUUAGAAUAUACGUAAUGCACAAUGAUGUAGAAGAGGAAGUUUAUGAAACAGACAGCUGUUCCAAGGAGCUCGUGAUCGAGGGGCUACGUCCGAAAACCACCUACUGCCUUCAGGCUGUGUCCGUUACUCCUCGCUCAGGCCGCCAAAGCUCACGGAGUCCCAGCACCUGCAUCAGCACUCAUUGAAGGCUUAGUGUCUCCCACAGGGUAAGGCCGCUUCUGGAGCUUUGUUCAACAUGAAAAUUACACACAUGCACACUACAUAGUGAAAUGUCUGCAAUUUUUCACCAAGAUCACGUUUACUAAGACCAACUAUAAGCCUGGCUUUGCCUUUAGGUUACAUUAAAGCUGAAGUGUGUCAUUUCUGCACCGCUAGCACCAUCACCAUCAGCAAAAUAAUGACUGUUUACAUACAGGUUUCCUGAAUGUCCUCAUUUUCAUUGGGUGGAGAAAGACACCGUGCCGCCCUCAAAUCACACCACUGGUUUGAGCCAAAAGGAGUGAAAAGUGUUAACUAAAGUGUUUUUUGUUUUUUUUUUCUCAGGGAAAUCAACUAAUGCUUACUUGAAGAUACUUAGUAUUAAGUUAGGUAUUAAGUAUUACAUUUUUUUUUAUUUAAAUGCAUACACACUUCAGCUUUAAGGCUAAUGACUGUUGAAAUGAACUAAUAGUCACGUUUAGUGCCAAGAACUAAACACCAGACAGAAGCAGUUGAAUAUUAUAUAUACAAACAAAUGGUUACAGCACUUGACUGAAAGUAAA
Messenger RNA from Labeo rohita (rohu), 1278 nucleotides. RefSeq names its product interleukin 22 receptor, alpha 2 (gene il22ra2). Lineage: Eukaryota; Metazoa; Chordata; Actinopteri; Cypriniformes; Cyprinidae. Gene Ontology annotation, molecular function: protein binding. The record is from RefSeq and is a predicted model, not a curated record. The transcript has 6 exons. Bases 1 to 702 code for a protein of 233 amino acids.